AUGCCGAGUCUAGAUCUCGCUCGCAAACCCCAUCAGCAGAGACCCCUANGUGCCUCGGUCGCUCCUUGGGCCAAGGAGCCCGCUGAAUCCUCUAGAGGACCCUCUCUUAAGGAGAUCCAAGAAGCCGAGGCCAAGGUGGCCGCUGAAGCCGAAGCACUUGCUGUCGAAGCUCGCCGCGUUGCCUUCGAGAGAGAGCUCGCUCAAGUCCAGCUGUCCACUGCACCUGCACCCGGUCUGCCCUUGACUUCAAACUGGGCAAGCAGCAACACUGCCUCGCCCGCCACUGGCACUGCUCCCUCGCCAUGGGCCAAGGCUGCAAAGACAGUCGCCGCGCCUACCACUACAAAGAGCAUGGCACAGAUCCAGAAGGAGGAAGAAGCUCGCAAGAAGCGUCUUGCGGCUGCUGCAGCCAUCCAGGCCGCCGCAGCUGUCGGCAUUGCUCCUGUCCAGCAGUCUGCCGCUGGCAAGAGAUAUGCCGAUCUUGCCAGCAAGGUGGCAUCGUCUCCUGCCCCUGCUAGCCCUGUUCCUGGCAUCGGCGGUGCUUGGACCACUGUUGGUGCAAGUGGAAAGGUCAAGACCCCUCUGCCUACCCCCACUCCUGUCGCCAACAGAGUGGCUAGCUCAACUGUGCUUCCUACCGUAGCAGCCGUCAAGAAGACCGUCCCCGCCAGAGCGACCGCAGGACCUUCUGCCGUCAACGCCAUUGACGAGUUCAAGAAGUGGGCCGUCAACGAAUUGAAGCACGAUCUCAACAAGAGCGUGACUGGUAAGUCAUAA
This is a messenger RNA of Aureobasidium uvarum, 777 nucleotides long. The record is from the annotation of a GenBank genome assembly. NCBI's taxonomy places the organism in Eukaryota, Fungi, Ascomycota, Dothideomycetes, Dothideales, Saccotheciaceae.